Molecule: messenger RNA, 639 nt
Organism: Puma concolor (puma)
Lineage: Eukaryota; Metazoa; Chordata; Mammalia; Carnivora; Felidae
Gene: DTYMK
Product: deoxythymidylate kinase
Biological process (GO): dUDP biosynthetic process; dTTP biosynthetic process; dTDP biosynthetic process
Cellular component (GO): cytoplasm; mitochondrion; nucleus
Molecular function (GO): ATP binding; nucleoside diphosphate kinase activity; dTMP kinase activity
Source: RefSeq, a predicted model, not a curated record
AUGGCGGGCCGGCGCGGAGCCCUCAUCGUGCUGGAGGGCGUGGAUCGCGCGGGAAAGAGCACGCAGAGCCGCAAGCUGGUGGCCACGCUGUGCGCCUCGGGCCACCGUGCCGAGCUGCUCCGCUUCCCGGAAAGAUCAACUGAAAUUGGCAAACUUCUGAGUUCCUACUUGGAAAAGAAGAGCGAGGUGGAAGAUCACUCGGUGCACCUGCUUUUCUCCGCGAACCGCUGGGAGCAAGUGCCAUUAAUUAAGAAGAAGUUGAGCCAAGGCAUCACCCUCGUUGUUGACAGAUACGCAUUUUCUGGUGUCGCCUUCACCAGUGCCAAGGAGAAUUUUUCCCUGGACUGGUGCAAGCAGCCGGACGUGGGCCUCCCGAAGCCGGACCUCGUGGUGUUCCUUCAGUUACGGCUGGCAGAGGCCGCCACCCGGGGAGAGUUUGGCCGUGAACGCUAUGAGAACGGGAACUUCCAGGAGCGGGCGCUGCGUCGCUUCCAUCAGCUGAUGGCGGAUAAGACUCUGAACUGGAAGAUGGUCGACGCCUCCAAAAGCAUCGAAGAUGUCCACAAGGAGAUCCACGCCCUCUCCGUGGACACCAUCCGGGCCGUCACGCAGAGGCCGCUGGGGGAGCUGUGGAAGUAG